This is a messenger RNA of Manacus vitellinus (golden-collared manakin), 152 nucleotides long. RefSeq names its product 58 kDa phosphoprotein-like. The record is from RefSeq and is a predicted model, not a curated record. The annotation marks the transcript as partial. NCBI's taxonomy places the organism in Eukaryota, Metazoa, Chordata, Aves, Passeriformes, Pipridae. The transcript has 2 exons.
GGCUCCCAGGUCACAUCCAGGGGGUCUCCAAGGAUCCCAUCCAGGGGCUCCCAGGAUCACAUCCAGGAUCCCAUCCAGGCUCUCCAGGACUCCCAGGAUUCCAUCCAGAGGGUCUCCAAGGGCUCCCAGGAUCCCAUCCAGGGGCUCCCCGG